UGGUUGAGACCUUAUAUUUCUGGGUUGUGGACAAUAUUCUUCAUAUCUGAGAUGUUCUUCCGACUGCUAUUUCUUGCAGUUAACACCCCUUUGAGUUGUAACAACCAAGGGCAUUUCUCUGUCUCUUUCUCUUCGAAGCCAUGUCUUCUGGUAGAUCGAAAUCAGUGAGAUUUCAAGAUGAUACGGAUACCGAAACAGCAGACUCUGUGCAGCCCAAUAGAGGAGGUCAUGACUUGACAUUCACCAGUAAGAUCAGAGGGAGGCACAAGGCUCAUUUCUGGCCCAAGAAGGGUGCCAUCAGAAAAUCCUGGCACAGAAAAGAGCUCUCCAGAGUUUUCUCUGAGGACUACGACGUGGUAGACACGAACAUAUUGGAUCCUCGAGGACCCAUAAUCAACAGGUGGAACAAGAUCUUCUUGGUGGCAUGUUUGAUCUCUCUCUUUGUGGACCCUCUCUUCUUUUACCUGCCUAGGGCCCACAAGGACAUUUGCAUCAACGCAUCCGUACCUCUCGAGGUGGCUCUCACCAUUGUUCGCUCGGCAGUCGACGCGUUUUACAUAAUUCAGAUAUACGUUCGGUUUCACACGGCUUACGUUGCUCCUUCCUCUCGCGUAUUUGGUAGAGGAGAGCUCAUAGUAGAUUCUUCUAAGAUAACUUCGAGGUACCUGCAGAGAGAUUUCUGGCCUGACCUCGUGGCAUGCUUACCUCUUCCGCAGGUUUUGAUUUGGCUGGCAAUCCCGAAUUUGAGGGGCUCUUCUGUGGACAGCGUCAGGAACGUGAUUCGAUUCAUUAUCAUGUUUCAGUACCUCCUGAGGCUGUAUCUUCUGUUUCCGCUCUCGUCUCAAAUAGUCAAGACCAGCGGAGUGGUGACGAAAACUGCCUGGGCUGGGGCUGCUUAUAACUUGAUGCUGUACAUGUUGGCAAGCCAUGUUCUCGGAUCGUCCUGGUACCUUUUAUCUAUUGAAAGGCAAGAAGAGUGUUGGAGGAAAGUAUGCAAUCAGGAAGAACCACAUUGCAGCUUUGCAUACUUGGGUUGCCAGAGCGUAGGGAACCCGAGGAGGGCUGCCUGGUUCAGGUCGAGCAACAUAUCGGGCUUAUGUCAUCCGAAUGACAACUUCUUUCAGUUUGGCAUAUACGCUGAUGCAUUGACUUUCGGAGUCACAAACUCGAGGUUCUUCAACAAGUACUUCUACUGCCUGUGGUGGGGCCUGAGGAAUCUAAGCUCGGUUGGACAGAAUCUCUCCACGAGCACUUAUGUCGGAGAAAUAAUAUUUGCCAUCGUGAUUGCGAUCCUUGGAUUAGUGCUCUUUGGACUGCUUAUUGGGAAUAUGCAGACGUAUCUCCAAUCGACAACAAUGCGCCUGGAAGAGUGGAGGAUCAGGCGGACGGACACAGAACAGUGGAUGAAGCACCGACAAUUGCCGCACGAACUGAAGCAGAGUGUCCGAAGGUAUGAUCAGUACAGAUGGGUCGCUACUCGAGGAGUCGAUGAGGAAGCCAUUUUAAGGAGCCUUCCCUUGGAUCUCCGAAGAGACAUUAAGCGACACCUAUGCCUCAAUUUAGUGAGACAAGUACCGCUGUUCGAUCAAAUGGAUGAGAGGAUGCUCGAUGCGAUAUGUGAAAGGCUAAAGCCUUCUCUGUGUACCCCCGGAACGUUCGUGGUUCGGGAAGGUGAUCCCGUCAAUGAAAUGAUCUUCAUCAUCCGCGGCCACUUAGACUCAUACACAACGAAUGGCGGUCGGACUGGGUUCUUCAACUCGUGCCGUAUUGGCCCGGGCGAUUUCUGCGGCGAGGAGCUGCUGACGUGGGCUCUCGACCCUCGCCCAAGCAUCGUCCUCCCGUCUUCUACGCGGACCGUAAAGGCUAUAAGCGAGGUCGAAGCCUUUGCUCUCGUGGCGGAGGACCUGAAGUUCGUGGCUUCGCAGUUCCGUAAGCUGCAUAGCAAGCAGCUGAGGUACACUUUUCGCUUCCACUCGCACCAGUGGAGGACGUGGGCAGCGUGCUUCAUCCAGGCGGCAUGGUUUCGAUACAAAAGGCGAAAAGAAGCAGAAGAGCUGAAGAGAAGGGAGAGCUUCGUGGCUUCGAUUUCGGAGCCGGCGGUGGAUCAAAAUGCCGUCUCCUCCUUGCAUCGGACAGGAUCCGGUUUCAUGAUGUACGCGGUGAGAUUGGCCACGGGCAUUAGGAGGGGCGGGAGCCAACGCUACGGAAAUGAUGUCGAUAUCUUUAGCUCGUUGCAGAAGCCGACAGAGCCCGACUUUACGGUUGAAGAUAGAUGAAGAGUUAGAGAUUGAUAUAGAUAAGCUGAGAGAAGUUAGUUUGAAGAUAGUUAAUUUGAAGAUUCAUUGGUAUAUAAGUUUGAUCUUUGGCGAGAGAGGGUAUGCGACAUUGAAGUAGUGGGGUUAUUAGUUAAGAGUUAUGGCAAUGUCCAUGACUGAUACCCUAAGUCCCUAUGUAAGGAGAACCCUCCCAACAUUACCUCAAUGCGUUACUUAUAUCCCAGGA
This is a messenger RNA of Syzygium oleosum, 2502 nucleotides long. Its product is annotated as protein CNGC15b-like. The transcript is spliced from 7 exons. The record is from RefSeq and is a predicted model, not a curated record. Bases 141 to 2276 code for a protein of 711 amino acids. Gene Ontology annotation, biological process: transmembrane transport; potassium ion transport. Gene Ontology annotation, molecular function: voltage-gated potassium channel activity. Lineage: Eukaryota; Viridiplantae; Streptophyta; Magnoliopsida; Myrtales; Myrtaceae. Gene Ontology annotation, cellular component: membrane.